This is a messenger RNA of Vicia villosa (hairy vetch), 525 nucleotides long. RefSeq lists its product as uncharacterized. The record is from RefSeq and is a predicted model, not a curated record. Bases 1 to 525 code for a protein of 174 amino acids. The transcript has a single exon. Gene Ontology annotation, molecular function: RNA-DNA hybrid ribonuclease activity; nucleic acid binding. NCBI's taxonomy places the organism in Eukaryota, Viridiplantae, Streptophyta, Magnoliopsida, Fabales, Fabaceae.
AUGGUGCAACGAAUUGCAUGGAGUCCUCCGAAGAGGGGGUGGAUUAAGUUGAAUGUAGAUGAAGCCUGUAAGAAUAGCGGGAAUUCUGGUUGUGGAGGAGUUGCUCGGAAUGAUAAAGGUGAAAUGAUUUUUGACUUUGCAAAGUGGCUGAGGAGUUGUAAUGCUUUUAUGGCAGAGCUUUGGAGUUUAUACGAAGGCGUUAAAUUGCUCCAUAGUCGGGGCAUCUUAAAAAUGGAAGUAAAUGUUGAUUCCACCACGGUGCUCAAAGCUAUUGAGAGAAAGUGCUUUAGUAUGAUAGAGAGUUUAUCGAUUAUUAAUCGCAUUUGCAGCCUUCUAGAUAAUUUGGAAGAAAUGCUUAUCUCUCAUUCCUACAGGGAGGCGAAUAAAUGUGCGAAUGUGCUUGCCAGUGUGGGGUGUGGAAUUGGUCAUGACAUGAUUCUUUUUUAUAUAGCGCCAGAUUGCAUCGUGAGAUUGAUUCAGGAGGAUGCCAAGGGUGCAACGUCUACUAGGCUCGUUACCGUAUAG